Messenger RNA from Hermetia illucens (black soldier fly), 1153 nucleotides. RefSeq names its product DNA repair protein RAD51 homolog A (gene spn-A). NCBI's taxonomy places the organism in Eukaryota, Metazoa, Arthropoda, Insecta, Diptera, Stratiomyidae. Gene Ontology annotation, molecular function: double-stranded DNA binding; DNA strand exchange activity; ATP-dependent DNA damage sensor activity. Gene Ontology annotation, biological process: DNA recombinase assembly; mitotic recombination-dependent replication fork processing; mitotic recombination. The record is from RefSeq and is a predicted model, not a curated record. Bases 1 to 1026 code for a protein of 341 amino acids. Gene Ontology annotation, cellular component: condensed nuclear chromosome. The transcript has 4 exons.
AUGGCCGCAAUGGAACGAUCCCUUCCGGUCGUCACGACCGUUGAUCAGGACGAAGAGGACGAGUGUGGGCCGCAGUUGAUCAAUCAGCUGGAGGGAAAUGGAAUAACAUCCGGAGAUAUAAAGAAACUCCAAGAGGCCGGCUACCACACUGUCGAGUCAGUAGCUUUUGCUCCAAAGAAGAAUCUGCUGGCGAUCAAAGGAAUCUCGGAAGCUAAGGCCGACAAAAUACUCGCGGAAGCUUCCAAACUUGUCCCGAUGGGCUUCACAACUGCCACUGAAUUCCAUCAGAAACGAUCGGAAAUCAUCCAGCUUACGACAGGUUCAAAAGAGUUUGACAAGCUGUUGGGCGGUGGGAUAGAAACAGGGUCGAUUACAGAGAUAUUUGGCGAAUUUCGAACAGGAAAGACUCAGUUGUGCCACACUCUAGCCGUUACCUGCCAAUUGCCUGUGAGCCAGAGUGGCGGCGAAGGAAAGUGCUUGUAUAUUGAUACAGAAGGGACGUUUCGACCUGAGAGGUUACUCGCCGUGGCGGAUCGGUUUAAGCUGUCGGGGCAAGAUGUGUUAGAUAAUGUUGCAUAUGCCAGGGCCUACAAUACGGACCAUCAGACGCAGUUGUUGAUACAGGCAUCCGCGAUGAUGACGGAAUCUAGAUAUGCUUUAUUAAUAGUGGACAGUGCUACCGCCCUUUAUCGCACUGAUUACACUGGACGAGGCGAACUUCAAGCCCGGCAAGCCCAUUUAGGUCGAUUUCUUCGUAUGCUCCUGCGUUUAGCCGACGAGUUCGGUGUAGCUGUUGUUAUUACAAAUCAAGUGGUAGCUCAAGUGGACGGUGCUUCUAUGUUCGCGGCAGACCCCAAAAAACCAAUUGGCGGUAACAUUAUAGCUCAUGCAUCUACAACGAGAUUAUACCUAAGAAAAGGACGUGGCGAGACGAGAAUAUGUAAAAUCUACGACUCACCUUGUCUGCCCGAAUCGGAAGCAAUGUUUGCAAUUAACGCUGAUGGAAUUGGUGACGCAAAAGAGUGAGACUAGUCGGUGAAAUCUGAAAUCGUUUGUACAGUUUUUAGGAAUAGUGAAAAUGCAGAAAAAUGCAAAAAUCAAAUUUAUCUGUAAAACAACUGAAAUAUUUAACAAGACUUAUUUUUAAAAAUGG